Nicotiana attenuata is the source of this 1000-nucleotide messenger RNA. RefSeq lists its product as uncharacterized. Lineage: Eukaryota; Viridiplantae; Streptophyta; Magnoliopsida; Solanales; Solanaceae. The coding region runs from base 150 to 848 and encodes 232 amino acids. The transcript has a single exon. The record is from RefSeq and is a predicted model, not a curated record.
AUAUUGUUUCACGGUAGUGGGACCAUGCCCUUUGAAAAAGAGAUAAAACGAAAAGCACAUGAAAUAAGAGCCAUGAACAGAUCCAAUCCCCUGAAAACGACACCGUUUUGAGCUCUCUCCUCACAUCUAAGAUUUCUCCAAAUUCAUCUAUGGAGAAACACAUGGACUGCUUCAUCAACAAGCUCUCCUUCACAUCCAUCACAGUUGCCACACUAACACUUCUCCUCCUUUACCUUCAAAACCCCAAAACCUGCAUCAAUAAUCCCCAUCAACUCCACAAUCCUUUUAAACCAGACCAAAAAUUCCCCAAAUCCACCUGCAAUUUAACCCACCGGGCUUUCACCACUGUAAACAAACACAAUCGCCGUAUAUGGGCCACCAAAGCCUGGAUCCAAACAGUCCAAUCCUUCACAAUCCAAUUCCAAUCCCUCCAGGCCCAAAAUCUCUUCUCCAACAAUUCCCGGGUCUUAGUCAUCUCAGCCGGGGCUGGUCAUUCCGUUAUGGCCCUGAAUAAGAUAGGUGUUAACGAUGUCACCGGUGUCGAGCUCGUGGAAUCGCCCCCACUUGUGGGCCGUGCGGAUCCACACAGUCUGCCGUUCUUUGAUGACGUGUUUGAUUUUGGGUUCAGCCCGUUUCUGGAACGGGCCUUGUUCCCGGCCCAAUACGUGGGGGAAAUGGAGAGAACGGUAAGAGGUGGCGGCGCGUGUGUAGUGGCUGUGGAAGAGUGUGGCGGUGAAGAGGUGGAGGAGGUGGUGAAAUUGUUCAGAAAGUCGAAGUUGGUGGAGGUGAAUAAUGUGACUUUUGGUGGAGAAAAAAGGACGAGCAUUGUAAUGAAAGUUGUAAAUUGACUGAAUUUAUUGCUGCACGAAUACUCUGAUAUUCAUUCUUUGUUCAAUUCGGUUGCUAUUGAUUUGCUGUCUAAAAACCGCUGAAUUUUCAGCUUGUAUACGUUGAUGUGUAAAAAUUCUUUUGUUAAUGAAUGAAGUGCAACUUAAAUCUA